Molecule: messenger RNA, 1464 nt
Organism: Echinococcus granulosus
Lineage: Eukaryota; Metazoa; Platyhelminthes; Cestoda; Cyclophyllidea; Taeniidae
Product: CDK5 regulatory subunit-associated protein
Exons: 7
Coding region: 1-1464 (487 amino acids)
Biological process (GO): tRNA modification; negative regulation of cyclin-dependent protein serine/threonine kinase activity
Cellular component (GO): mitochondrion; cytosol
Molecular function (GO): 4 iron, 4 sulfur cluster binding; tRNA-2-methylthio-N(6)-dimethylallyladenosine(37) synthase activity
Source: RefSeq, a predicted model, not a curated record
AUGAAUUUCAGUGAUUCAGAAAUAGUUCAUUCAAUUCUAAAAAGUGCGGGGUUCAAAAAAGUCAAUGACCUCAGCGAGGCGGAUACUGCACUUCUUCUUACUUGUGCUAUUCGUGAAGGUGCCGAAGAAAAGAUAUGGCGUCGCAUGAGACAUUUUCGUUCUUCUUUAAGAAGCAAACAUCGUUCACCUCUGUGCAUAGGCAUUCUCGGUUGCAUGGCCGAACGUCUGAAAGAAAAUCUACUUGAGGGAUACGAAGUUACUGCAGAUUUUGUAUGUGGUCCAGAUGCCUAUCGUGACCUUCCAAAGUUAAUUGAGGACAUUCAAGCGAAAGGGUUGAAGGGGGCGUCUCUUGCUCUUUCUCUAGAGGAGACCUAUGCCGAUGUCAAACCCGUUCGUCAAUUCGGCCCAUCGGCCUUCAUUUCAGUGAUGCGAGGCUGUGACAAUAUGUGUUCUUACUGCAUUGUUCCUUUUGUUCGUGGAAGAGAGCGUAGUCGGCCCUUGAAAUCUAUCAUUGAAGAACUAUACCAACUCUCCUUCGAGGGUGUUAAAGAAGUUAUUCUUUUGGGUCAAAAUGUAAACAGUUAUCGUGAUCUCUCGGAGGGCAUCGAUUCCACUGGCUGCACUACCGAUACGCUUGCUCCUGGCUUCAAGACUGUGUAUAAGCAAAAAGUCGGUGGAUACCGGUUCAUCAGUCUGUUGGACGCAGCAAGCUCUGUUGAUUCCAAUAUGCGCAUACGUUUCACAUCCCCCCAUCCCAAAGAUUUUAAUCUCGAAGUGCUUCAGCUGAUUGCUGAGCGCCCUAACGUGUGUUCACAACUGCAUUUACCGGCGCAAUCGGGCAGUUCCCCGGUCCUUGAACGCAUGCAACGUGGAUACACCAGAGAAGCUUAUCUGGAACUGGUCAAUCGUGCGAAAUCGAUCAUUCCAAGCACGUUGUUACCUUAUUCAGACCCGAUUCCUUUAGACGUUGCAAUCUCCUCGGACUUUAUCGCUGGUUUCUGCGGCGAAACAGAGGACGAUCACAAUCAAACACUUUCUCUCAUAGAUCGCGUUUCGUACGCAUACGGCUUUUGCUUUCCUUUUAGUCUCAGAGGUAAAACGCGUGCUUUCUACCGAUUGGAGGAUGACGUGCCGGCGGAAAUCAAAGCACGCAGACAUAACGAGUUGAAAUCAGCUCUCCGGUCGGCAGCUCUUCGAUUCAAUAACUCCCUCAUUGGUUCCACAGAACUUGUGCUUGUCGAAUCGAUUAGCAAAAGAUCGAAUGCUGAAUUGGCCGGACGCGUGGAUGGAGGAGUUAAAGUCAUUUUCCCAAAACACCUUCCAGAUUCAUCUGAAAUCCACAUAGGUGACUACAUUGAUUCCUGCACUUCCCAAACUCUCCGAGGUACUCCACUCAGAAAAACGAAUAUAGUGGACUUUUACAAAGAUCACUGUGCUCGGCGCCACGACGCUCGUGGAUCGUAG